This is a messenger RNA of Drosophila eugracilis, 2166 nucleotides long. RefSeq names its product U4/U6 small nuclear ribonucleoprotein Prp3 (gene Prp3). Gene Ontology annotation, cellular component: U4/U6 x U5 tri-snRNP complex. Gene Ontology annotation, biological process: mRNA splicing, via spliceosome. The record is from RefSeq and is a predicted model, not a curated record. The transcript has 2 exons. Bases 188 to 1981 code for a protein of 597 amino acids. Lineage: Eukaryota; Metazoa; Arthropoda; Insecta; Diptera; Drosophilidae.
CUGAGGACAGCCCUGCUCGAUAUGCUGCAACCACCCUGUCUUUUCUCGUAUUGAUAAAAUUCUUAGCGAAAAAACGUCGUGUGCUUUUGUUUUCCUUUGCAAAUCGCUGAUUUAUACAAUCGAGGAAUGUGCAAAGCAGUUGGUAAAUAACUUUUACUUUUUAGUCAGACCCAUUUAAUUGCGAAUUAUGUCGUCCAUUAUUACGCGCAAGGAUGGCGACGUCGACGACCAGAAAAUGUCCAAAAAGCGCGCUGCCGCCUCAGAUUCUGGAGGUGGUGGCGCCAUAGACGCGCCGAAGAAAUCCCGCUUCGAUGUCCUGCAAAAAAAUGGCGGUGCGGGCCAGAAAGAGGAUGCACCUGUAUCCGCUUCGUUGAGUUCCACCCAGAUCAAGCUGAUGAUGGCCCAUGCCCAGCGGGAGAUCGAGGAACGGAAGCGGGCACUGAGUAAUCUGCGAGACAAAGAUCCCUUGUUGGCAUCGGUGCCAUCGAUUGGAAUGCCCGUGGCACUUGCCACCCAGGCGCUGGCCAAAAAACCUACACCGGAGGACUCGGAGAAGGCCAGGAAGAUCGCUGAGUUGCAGGCGCAGAUCAGGGCAAAGCUCACCGGCAAUUUGGUCAACUUGAUUCAACCUACUGCAGUGGCAGCCGCAGCAGCAGCAGCCGCCCAGGCACAAGAGCGUCCCAAACCUCUGAUCUUGGACGAAGAAGGACGAACUGUAGACAAGAGCGGCCGAACCAUCAAUAUACCCACGGUGACACCUACUCUAAAAGCCAACAUUCGCGCCAAAAAACGUGAGGUGUUUCAGCGUCAAUCGGGAUUAGGUGAUCGCGGUGAGCCCGCCACAUCAGCCCAGGAUGAAGCCAUCAAGUACUUUGACGACCGCAUAGCUCUUAAGCCCACUGUUAGGAACAAAAGAACUCUGAGGUUCCACGAGCCAGGAAAAUUUCAGCAGCUGGCUGAACGGAUGCGCAUGAAGAGCCAGCUGGAGCGUCUACAGAAUGAGAUAUCGCAAAUAGCCCGAAAGACGGGAAUCUCGUCGGCCACCAAGCUGGCUUUGAUUGCACCCAAGCAGGACAUGCCCGACGAUGUGCCCGCCAUGGAGUGGUGGGACUCAGUAAUACUCACCCAGGAUCUGGAGACGAUGGACGAGGCAAGCGGUAAGAUAAGCAUACGCCAGACGUCCAUAAGCAACCUUAUAGAGCACCCCACACAAAUGAAGCCGCCUAAUGAGCCCAUGAAGCCUGUGUAUCUACCAGUUUUCCUUACCAAAAAAGAGCGCAAGAAGUUGCGUCGGCAGAACCGUCGGGAGGCCUGGAAGGAAGAGCAGGAGAAGAUCCGCUUGGGUUUGGUUGCCCCACCAGAGCCCAAGCUUCGCAUAUCAAACCUCAUGAGAGUUCUGGGAUCAGAAGCCGUGCAGGACCCCACGAAGAUGGAGCAACAUGUGCGAGAACAGAUGGCUAAGAGGCAGAAGGCGCACGAAGAUGCCAACAAUGCCCGUAAAUUGACCAGCGAACAGAAAAGCGAGAAGAAGCAGCGUAAAUUGAGGGAGGAUACCAGCUGCGGAGUUCAUGUGAGCGUCUAUCGCAUACGCGAUCUGCAGGACAACCAAAGCAAGAAGUUCAAGGUGGAAACCAAUGCAAAACAGUUGCAAAUGACCGGCAGCGUUGUGCUGUUUCGAGAUUGCUGUGUGGUCGUCGUGGAAGGAGGACCUAAGCAGCAGAAAAAGUAUCGCAGACUAAUGCUAACCCGCAUUAAAUGGGAGGAGGACCUGGCCAAGGGUAACGAUGGCCAGGAUGUGCCCAACUCAUGUGUGCUCGUCUGGGAGGGAACUAGUCAGCGCCGGCAUUUUGGAGAGAUUAAGUUUAAGAUCUUUCCCAUGGAGAAAAUGGCACGCGAGUUUUUCCAAAAACACCAGGUUGAGCACUACUGGGAUCUAGCCUACUCAGGGGCUGUGCUAGAGGCCUCUACAGAUCAGCAGUAGAAGUGUUAACAAGCAUUUUAGGAAUUACUAGACUCACAACAUUACUAAAAAUUCAUUUUCGAAAAGAUCAAAGUCUGAAUUGAUGUUUUGAAGCGCUACGCAUUUGAUAUGUUCUCUUUCGGAGCUUUUCGGAACCUAUUAGAAGUGCAAAAAAGUAUAAAUAAAAGUUUUUUCGGAACUCUAAA